Messenger RNA from Diaporthe citri, 2208 nucleotides. RefSeq lists its product as uncharacterized. The transcript is spliced from 3 exons. Lineage: Eukaryota; Fungi; Ascomycota; Sordariomycetes; Diaporthales; Diaporthaceae. The coding region runs from base 1 to 2208 and encodes 735 amino acids. The record is from RefSeq and is a predicted model, not a curated record.
AUGCAUCACCAGUUGUUUAAUGCUCUGGUGGGCAUGGCAGGCAUUGCCUCCGCCGCGACCAUUCCCCAGUCAGCCUCUGGCACCAGCACGGCAUCCGGCAUCAGCACGGCAUCCGGCAUCAGCACGGCAUCUGGCAGCAGCACGGCCUCUGGCAGCAGCACGGCCUCUGGCAGCAGCAGCGCUGCCUCUGGCACCAGCACGGCCUCCGCCGCCGGAGCUAUCACCAAGAUCGACAACAAGGUCCUGAUCCUGGCUCGUGACGCCGAUGGAGCCAGCUCGGCCUCUGCCGGCCUUUCCGGCUAUGGCAUUCCCUUCGAGCCUGUUCUCAUUCCCAAGGAGGGCGGCGCUAUCCCCACGCUCAAUGCCACCGCAACCGAGGGCAAGUACUCGGGGAUCAUCGUCAUCGAUGCCCUCGCCUACGACUACGGCGCCGAUGGCUGGCGGUCGGCCGUGACCACCGACCAGUGGAACACGCUAUGGGCAUACCAGGCCAGCUUCAAGGUCCGCAUGGUCCGCAUCAACGAGUUCCCGGGCCCGUCCUUUGGUGCGGGCCUCGCCGGUGCUGGCGGCUGCUGCGAUACCGGCGUCGAGCAGCUCAUCAGCUUCACCAACACGACCCUCUUCCCCACUGCUAAUCUCAAGACCAACGCCGGCAUUACCAGCCAGGGUCUGUGGCACUACCCGGCCGUCAUCACCGACCCCUCGACCACGACGCAGGUUGCCAAGUUCGGCCCUGGCGGCAGCUACACUUCCGACUCGGUUGCUGCUGUCGUCAACAAGUUCCCCGGCGGCCGUGAGCAGUUUGUCUGGUUUACCAGCUGGGCGCCCUCGUGGUCGGCCACGUCCAACUACCUCCAGCACGCCCACAUCCACUGGAUGACUCGCGGCAUCUUCCUGGGCAAGCGCAAGACGCACGUGAGCGCCCAGGUCGACGAUGUCCAGCUCAAGACCAACAUGUACUAUCCCGCCGGUGCCUCGUACAAGAUCACGACGGCCGACCUCGAUGCCCACAUCACCUGGAUGACUGACCUCAACAAACGGCUGCCCGCCGGCUCCAACUUCAAGGUCGAGCUCGGCCACAACGGCAACGGAGACAUCGAGAACGCCACCGCCGUCGACAACACCGCCUGCGUUCCCAACUACGCCGUCGAGUACGACGAUGCCGCCGCCACGACGCUCGAGUACCAGAAGCCCCUUGGUUCCGGCGCUGACCGCUGGCCCACCGAGUUUACUACCUACCCUUGGUCCCUUACCUGCGCCCAGCGCGACUCCUUCGCCAAGUGGUUCGGCACGCCCGCCAAGCUCAACGCCUUCAUGCACAUGUCGCACACUUUCUCGCACAUGGAGCUCAACAAUGCCACGUACAACGACGCCAAGCGCGAGAUCCACUCGGCAUCGCCGGGGCCACCUCCUUCUCGCCCAAAGGGCCUCAUUCCUCCCGCCAUCACCGGAAUGCACAACGGCGACGUCAUCAAGGCCUGGAUGGACUCUGGCCUGACCAGCGUUGUUGGCGACAACACCCGCCCCGUCCUAAGGAACUCUCAGAGCAAGUACUACCCGCUCACCUCGACUGUUGCUAGCAACGGCUACGACGGCCUGACCAUUGUCCCCCGGUACUCUACAACUAUUUACUACAACUGCGAUACCCCUGAGUGCACCACCAAGGAGUGGAUCGACACGUCCGCCGGCAAGGGCAACUUCACCGACCUGCUCGCACUCACAAAGGCCGACAAUACCCGCUACCUCUUCGGCCUGCAAUCCGACCCCUACAUGUUCCACCAGGCCAACAUGAGGUCGGCUGACAUGCCCUCCAUGACCAUCGGCUCCCAGACGGGCCAGAUGUCCCUCCUCAUGGCCUGGACCGAGACCAUCACCCAGGAGAUGACCCGCCUCACCAACUGGCCCAUGAUCUCCCUCAAGCACGACGACAUCGCCCAGUACUUCCUCGACCGCCAGGCCCUCGACAAUUGUCAGCCCGCCCUGUCUUACGGCUUUGCCUCCGACGGCGCCACCGUCACCUCCGUUACCGUCAGCACCAACGGCAAUUCCUGUUCCGUGCCCGUGCCCGUCACCAUCCCUGACGGCACCACCACGGCCACCGGUGGCUCCGUCACCGACGACAAGGUCGGCUCCGAGCCCCCCAUCCAGUGGGUCACCCUUAAGGGCCAGCCCGUCACCCUUAAGCUCUCCGCCGGCGUCAAGGUCUAG